AUGGUCGCCACGCCUUCCGUCAGCAUGGCGCUUCGACGCGCGCCCGCGCUCGCCGUCUCGACCGCACCCAUCCGAUCUCUCCACUCGACUCGCAUCGCUCGUGCUGGUGCAUCUUCCUCCUCUUCGACCGCAGAAGACUACCCAUCCGAGAACUUUGGCGCUCCCAUCUGGCGCUGGACCUUCCUCGGUGCCGUUGCCGUCUUUGGCCUCUACCGCAUUUCUACCCUCCACGCCGACCCGCACCCCUCGAGAGCCUCGUCCUCGGGCCGUUCCGCACCAGGCAACGAGUCGGAAGACAACCUGCACGUCGAGGGUGAGAAGCCAUGGCUCACGCGCUACAUCGAAAACUGGACUACGCCCUCGAGCGUCUGGAAGGAGCGCAACGCUAGGCACUUGGAGCUGGUCAAGGAGAAGGCCGAGGAGAGGCUCCUCUUCCAGGACGCAGAACGUCCGCCCGUUCACCGAUUGCGUUAUACUCAGAUCUUUGAGCAGGCAUCGCCUCACGCCGUCGCCCCCGGCUCGCAAGCCGACCUCUCGGAUCUCAAGAUCAAGCGGGCUUCCGAGUAA
This is a messenger RNA of Kalmanozyma brasiliensis GHG001, 567 nucleotides long. RefSeq lists its product as uncharacterized. The record is from RefSeq and is a predicted model, not a curated record. NCBI's taxonomy places the organism in Eukaryota, Fungi, Basidiomycota, Ustilaginomycetes, Ustilaginales. The transcript has 2 exons. Gene Ontology annotation, cellular component: mitochondrion. The coding region runs from base 1 to 567 and encodes 188 amino acids.